CACGAUAAUAGGGAUCAAAAGUUGGAAGAAGCAUUCUUGGCCGAAAGCUCUCUGGAGAAUAUUGAUAGUGGCUACGAAGAAGAAGACGAUGAUGACGAAGAGCUUGACCAGCUAUUAUUUGAUUUGAAUGAUGAUAUAAAGAUAGACAUUUUCCUUGAUUCCCUUGAAUAUCAAACCAAGCUUAAUUUGUAUAACCUGCUCAGGCGAGAUCUACAACUCCAAGAUGGCAACGAUAUGUUUUCUAAAAAGAAUAAAUCGGUCAUUGACAAGGUUCAACUAUUUCUUAUUAUAUCAAUAAAGUUGUUUAUGACGGGAUUGAAAUUAAUAGUUCCAUUGACCAAAUAUGUCUAUCAUAAAUUUCAACAUAAUCAAUUCUACUUGCUCAAUAGCAAGAAUGCUGAUAAAUUAAUCGAUUACAUCCUUAAAUUAAUGAACUAUUUGGACACCAAAUUGAAUAAUAAUGAAGAUAUCAUUGAUAAAAUUUCUCAACAUGACUAUAUUAAAUCCGAGGAACAAAUGGAACAAAUAUACAAAGACUUUACCAAUUAUGCAGGAGAGUUAUUUGAUCCAAGUAAGGUCAUGGACAAAUAUAUCAGCAAAGACGAUUCAAUAAAGAAGGGUAUGGUUGAAUUCUUCAUCAACAGAAUGAGCCGAGAAGAUAAAUCUUCCUAUGAAAAGAAUCCAAAAUAUAAUAUGUACUACAGCGGAAGAUCAAAAAAUCCUACACCGAGAUCUACUACACCUAAACCAAAUACAUCCAGAAAUAGUCAUCUAUUUGAUAGGCGAGGUAACAGCACCAGUGGAAGUGAAACUUCUUCAGUUUCAGGAUACAAAAGUUGUGCCUCGUACGCUUAAAUCACUUCAAUCCUUAUCUUUCCGAAGACAGUGCUGGAUUGUUGCAUUUUGCUUUUCGUUUAUAGAUAACUGAAAAGAUUGCAAAUGUGUGAAGCGUAAAGUGGUUUUUAAGGGAUAAUUCCCCAAAAAAAAAUUUUUAUAUUUUACCUUUCGUUAAACUUUAAAAACUGAAAGGGGUUUUAAUUUUGACUUUUGCAUUAAGCAUUUGAUGCUUGUAUUCACGUUUUCGAAUUGACUUUUGCUCUUAUUUACGUUACUUGUUUAACCUUUCGUAGCUAUAGUUAUUUAGCUUUUUUAAUAUUAUUUAGUUCAAUAGUAAACUGUAAUUUGUAGAAUAUAUGCAUG
This is a messenger RNA of Spathaspora passalidarum NRRL Y-27907, 1200 nucleotides long. RefSeq lists its product as uncharacterized. Bases 235 to 855 code for a protein of 206 amino acids. The transcript has a single exon. The record is from RefSeq and is a predicted model, not a curated record. Lineage: Eukaryota; Fungi; Ascomycota; Pichiomycetes; Serinales; Debaryomycetaceae.